This is a messenger RNA of Erigeron canadensis, 2140 nucleotides long. Its product is annotated as H/ACA ribonucleoprotein complex subunit 4-like. The transcript has a single exon. Gene Ontology annotation, biological process: box H/ACA sno(s)RNA 3'-end processing; rRNA pseudouridine synthesis; snRNA pseudouridine synthesis. Gene Ontology annotation, molecular function: RNA binding; pseudouridine synthase activity. Bases 127 to 1887 code for a protein of 586 amino acids. The record is from RefSeq and is a predicted model, not a curated record. Lineage: Eukaryota; Viridiplantae; Streptophyta; Magnoliopsida; Asterales; Asteraceae. Gene Ontology annotation, cellular component: box H/ACA snoRNP complex.
GCCAACACACCCUUCUCUUAAAACCCUAAUAAAACGCAUUUCUCAUUUUCCACAAAACCCUAAUCGCAGCCCACACUCUCUCCCACCGGCAAACUCCAAAACCACCGCCAUCAAAAACCCGCCGCCAUGUCUGACGUCGACCUCCAUCACUCCGAAAAGAAGAAAAAGAAGUCCAAGUCAAAACCCACCACCGACGAAAACCCUUCCGCCGCCGAUGCCAACCCAUCCGACUUCAUGAUCAAACCCCAAUCUUUCACACCGUCAAUAAACACUUCCGAUUGGCCCAUCCUUCUCAAAAACUACGACCGCCUUAACGUCCGUACCGGCCACUAUACCCCACUUCCGUCCGGCUAUUCACCACUGAAACGGCCACUUGCUGAAUACAUAAGGUAUGGUGUUAUUAACUUAGAUAAGCCUGCAAACCCUAGUUCUCAUGAAGUUGUUGCUUGGAUUAAGCGCAUUUUACGUGUCGAAAAAACCGGACAUAGCGGUACUCUUGACCCGAAAGUUACGGGCAAUUUAAUUGUUUGUAUUGAUAGAGCAACUAGGUUAGUUAAGUCACAACAAGGUGCAGGAAAAGAAUAUGUUUGUGUUGCUAGGUUACAUUCUGCUGUCCCUGAUGUUGCUAAAGUAGCUAGAGCCUUAGAGACGUUAACCGGGGCCGUUUUUCAACGUCCCCCGUUGAUUUCUGCUGUUAAGAGGCAGUUAAGAAUUAGGACUAUUUAUGAAAGUAAGUUGUUGGAGUAUGAUGCUGAUAAACAUUUGGUUGUGUUUUGGAUAUCGUGUGAGGCGGGGACGUAUGUUAGGACUUUGUGUGUUCAUUUGGGUUUGAUUUUGGGUGUCGGUGGGCAUAUGCAGGAGUUGAGGAGGGUGAGGUCUGGGAUUAUGGGUGAGAAGGAUAAUAUGGUGACGAUGCAUGAUGUUAUGGAUGGGCAAUGGAUGUAUGAUAAUUAUAGAGAUGAGACGUAUUUGAGGAGAUUGAUUAUGCCGUUGGAGGUUUUGUUGACUAGUUAUAAGAGGUUGGUUGUGAAAGAUAGUGCGGUCAAUGCUAUUUGUUAUGGUGCUAAGUUGAUGAUUCCGGGGUUGUUGAGGUUUGAGAAUGAUAUUGAGAAUGGGGAGGAAGUUGUGUUGAUGACGACGAAAGGAGAGGCAAUUGCGUUAGGGAUAGCGGAGAUGACUACUGCUGUGAUGGCGACUUGUGAUCAUGGGGUUGUGGCCAAGAUUAAGAGGGUGGUGAUGGAUAGAGAUACUUAUCCGAGGAAAUGGGGGUUGGGUCCUACCGCUUCGAUGAAGAAGAAGUUGAUUUCUGAAGGGAAGUUGAGUAAGCAUGGAAAGCCUAAUGAGAAAACCCCGGCUGAGUGGGUGAGGAAUGUUGUUCUUCCUACUGGUGGUGAUGCCGCUGUUGCUAGUCUUGCUGCUGCUCCUGCUUCCGAGACAACUGUUGAAGCUGCAGAGACACCUGUCAAAGUUGAUGGUGAGAAGAAAAAGAAGAAGAAACACAAGGAGGGUGAAGAUGGCGAUGAAGGGCGUAAAAGGAAGUUAGAAGAUGCAGAUGUUACAGAGACACCCGUAGCUUCCAAGAAAAAGAAGGUUGAUGCCGAAGAAGAGGUGGAAGGCGAAACUACUGAGAAGAAAAAGAAAAAGAAGAAGAAAGAGGAAGAAGUAGCAGCUGUUGCAGCAGAGAAUGGAGAUGGAGAUAAAUCUGAGAAGAAGAAGAAGAAGAAGGACAAGGAGGCUGAAAAUGAUGGUGCCCCUGAAGAAGCAAGCAAAAGUGAGAAGAAAAAGAAGGAUAAGGAAGCUGAAAAUGAUGGUAUCCCUGAAGAAACAAGCAAAAGUGAGAAGAAAAAGGAGAAGAAAAAGAAGAAGAAAGAUGCAGAUGAAGAGUAGAUAUAAAAGAUGGUUGCGUUAUUCCGCAGUGUAACUUUUGAAGUUUUUGACUUCACGGCUGCGAUGGUACGCAACCUGCACAUUUCUGGAGACAACCAGUUUCUAGUAGCAAGUUUAUUAGAGUUAAGUCUAGGUGUUUAUUUGUUGUCUUGCUUAAAUGCUGUGUAUUUUGAGUUGUUUUAAGGAUUUUGGUGCAUUGUUGAACUUGAGCUUGUCUUAUAAUCUAUCCGCAUCCCUACAGUUUUGUUAUUUA